AUGUACACCGCAAGUACGGGUGAGGACACGAGGGAUAACGUAGUUCUUCUGCAAACGUUUCGUGCGUGGGUCAUCGCUGAUGACCGCUCGGUGUACAUCAGAGGGAUAUUUGAUGGCGGAAGCCAGAAGACUUUCAUCAGGCAAGACAUCUCCAGGAAAUUGAAGCUGCAAGUGCUGGGAGAAAUAGUUGUACGGCUGAACACGUUCGGAGAUGCCACAGGAUCAGAAACCGCUCACAGACACCGCCUGGUACAAGUACGACUGCGAAGUCAAUACGAUGAGAAGGAAUACCUACUUGAAGCGGUGGACAUCCCGUUCAUCUCCAAAGACAUCGUAGCAGCUUCCGUGAACGACAGUUUUGUCGCAGCAGUCAAAGCCGAGGGUGGAUGCAUCGCCGACGAGGUUUUCUUUGCUGGAGUAGUGGCCCAACCUGGAAUCGGGCUAUUGGUCGCAGCGGACCAAAUGUGGCGACUUCUGAAAACCGAGGUGAGACGCUCUGCUGGUUCUGAGAGCACAGUGGCUGUCAACACGCAUCUGGGAUGGACGUUCCAGGGACCCAGCCUACUGAAGACAUCGGUGACUAAGGGUAUGAAUGCUCUAACUUGCGUGCUCCACGUUCAAGCCACGACAGAGGGGCAUUGCCUCGACAUCAGGAAGUUAUGGGAUUUGGAGAGCCUUGGGAUCAUCGACGACACAAGUGACAAGCGUCUUGAAGAUGACGUGACCUUGAGGGACUUCGACAGCACAGUCGAAGAUAAGGAUGGUCGAUACCAGGUCGGCCUAUCGUGGAAGGCAGACAGUACUUACCUGGGGGACAACCGCAAGGUGGCAGAGCGCAGACUUGAGAGCCUGGUGAAGAGGCUACGCUCCAACGAGAGUCAACUGCUUUGCUAUGAUGAAGCAAUGAGGAACUACUUGAUCCAUGGCCACGCAGAAGUGGUUUCCGAAGACGAGUGCACUUCCGCAGAACACGUUUACUACAUGCCUCACCAAGCAGUAUUCGGGGAAGAUUCGGCAACGACGAAGCUUAUUGUGGUCUUCGACGCGUCUUCUCGCGCACCAGAUACCGCAUCGUUAAACGAGUGUUUGGAGAAAGGCCCGAAGCUUAACGCCGAAUUACUGCCACUACUCUUACGAUUUCGCACGGAACGGAUUGCUAUUGCUGCGGACAUUGCGAAGGCGUUCGUACAGGUCUUGGUGAGAGAGGAAGAUAGGGAUGCGCUGCGCUUCCUCUGGUUCCAGGAAACGCCACUAGUGGAUGGCCCUUUGCCCGAAAUCCAAAUCUGGAGAAUGACUCGUGUACCCUUCGGUACGACUUCAAGUCCGUUUCUUUUAUCGGCAACGAUCCAACAUCAUCUGAAGAGAGUCGAGGGACCCCUUAAAGAAACGGCAGAGAAGCUUAGAGAGUGCUUCUCCGUAGACGACUUGCUAACAGGUGCUUCUACCGAAGCAGAAGCCGAACGAUUGUACACUGAAGCGAACACCAUCAUGCAGCUGGCUGGGAUGGAUUUAAGAAAGUGGGCGUCAAGUUCAGCAGUUCUCAGCCAACGUUUCCAAGAGCACGACGACAGGUGUCCUGGAGGGUAUUACGCAGCGACGACAGAACUCGGCCUCCUAGGAUUGCUGUGGGACCGAGAAACGGAUCAACUGAAGCUCUCUCAACAGCUGGAGCCUGUCUUCAAGAGGGAACACGAAACGCGCGGUACUGAAGGUCUCCGCCACCGUCUUUGA
Messenger RNA from Ornithodoros turicata, 1731 nucleotides. RefSeq lists its product as uncharacterized. The transcript has a single exon. NCBI's taxonomy places the organism in Eukaryota, Metazoa, Arthropoda, Arachnida, Ixodida, Argasidae. The record is from RefSeq and is a predicted model, not a curated record. The coding region runs from base 1 to 1731 and encodes 576 amino acids.